AUGAGGGAAAAGCUGCUGAUCUCCAUUCUCUUCCUCCCCCUCCUGGCCGUCACCUUUCGCUCUCAACUCCUCGAAGCAGCGCUGUGGAUCGAAGAGGAGUAUUUCCCUAUUAAUGAAUUCCCCGAAACGCCUCUCGGUGAUACGCUCAUCGAGACGUCAUCUGGAUUGGCGCUUCCAGGCACCAAUGAUUCCCUUCUCCGCUGCCCUGACGCCGAGGGAAUCAAAAAAUUCGCCAAGCUCGUCGGUCAGGGCUGGUCCAAGUCGGUCUACCGGAUUCGGAAUCACGCGCUGAAGUUCCCGAAUAUGGAGGGCGAGGGGUGGAGGAGGUGCAGAUGGAGAUGGUUCGGAUCGAUGCAUACGGAUCUAAUCUGCAUGCGCGAGGCUCGAGAGACGUUUCUACGCGAGAUACGGUGGCUCGUGAAGCUGCAGGGAGAUCCGGCGGUUCCAAGGUUGUUCAGCUACUGCGCCGAGGCCGACAACCCGGCCAUCGCCACCGAGCUGGGCCAACCGAUUACGGCACUAAAAUUGCUGCAAUAUCCACGAGAUGCCAUGCUCGAACUCUUUCUCAAAAUGGCUGAAUUCUUGGCAAGGCAUCCGGGGCUGAGAUUCGGCGAUUUGCGCAGGCAGCAGUUUGUCCUCGGGAUUCGCUUGCUGCCCUCCGGUCACCCCUACACUCAGCCGCUGUUCGUCGAUUUUGAUGACGUAAGCGAACGCGGGGAUGGGAAUUACGACGAUCGCGACACUGCCUCGAAAUUCUAUCGAUCGAUAGCUCGGGAUUUUCUGUGGCAAGGAGCUAAUGAAGCGCAGAAGGCUCUAGUAGCUGAGCUCGAUGUUUUGCUAGCCAACGACCAGCUCACAAUGGCCCAAAUCGCUCAAAAUAUACAAAAUAUGCUCGUU
This is a messenger RNA of Mesorhabditis spiculigera, 897 nucleotides long. The record is from the annotation of a GenBank genome assembly. NCBI's taxonomy places the organism in Eukaryota, Metazoa, Nematoda, Chromadorea, Rhabditida, Rhabditidae.